This is a messenger RNA of Mus musculus (house mouse), 1935 nucleotides long. It is a transcript of the gene Taf7l, whose product is annotated as TATA-box binding protein associated factor 7 like. The record is from RefSeq and is marked validated. Gene Ontology annotation, cellular component: transcription factor TFIID complex; nucleus; cytoplasm. The coding region runs from base 15 to 1430 and encodes 471 amino acids. The transcript is spliced from 13 exons. NCBI's taxonomy places the organism in Eukaryota, Metazoa, Chordata, Mammalia, Rodentia, Muridae. Gene Ontology annotation, biological process: transcription initiation at RNA polymerase II promoter.
AAGUAUUCUGAGUCAUGGAGCGCGGCGAGGAAGCACCCACUGAGGGAGCUCCGCCUGAGGGGGCUUUGGUGGAGGCCAAAGCCCCCGUUAUUCCUGAAGCCCCCGCUACAGAUGUUUCGACAACCGAAGAAGCGGGCUCCAAAGAGCCCCAGGUCCCUUCCGGCCCUCGUCCCGAAGGUGCUGGGGACACUUGUGACACCCGAGGGGCUCGAGGCCCACCGACUCCCGGCAGGGCCAAGUCUCAGAAGACCCCCCGCCAGGGCACUGCUCGCUGCCAGACCCUCGAGAGUGCCAUGCGAUCCAUGAGUGUAAGGCUUGAAUGUCAUGACGUUGAGGAACAGUUUAUAUUGCGUCUGCCUCCGGAACAAGCUUAUGCUGUCAGGAAAAUUAUACAUUCUAGAAAUGCUGCUUGGAAGGAUAAACUAAAAAUUGACUUUUCUCCUGAUGGCCACCAUGCGGUUGUUCAAGUAGACAACGUCUCACUGCCUGCUAAACUGGUUAAUCUGCCUUGUGUUAUCGGAAGCCUGAAAACUAUUGACAGAAAGACAUUUUAUAAGACCGCGGAUGUUUCUCAGAUGCUUGUAUGCAGUCCUGAAGGUGAGCCUCAUUCUCCUCCUGAAGAACCAGUUGUCUCUACUGGUCCUACUGUAAUUGGAAUUAGUGAAGGGAAGGCAGAGAGAAAAAAAUAUAACUGGAAGCAUGGCAUUACUCCACCACUUAAGAAUGUCAGAAAGAAAAGGUUCCGGAAAACAACAAAAAAGCUCCCAGAUGUGAAACAAGUGGAUGAAAUCAACUUUAGUGAGUACACUCAAUCUCCAAGUGUGGAAAAAGAAGUGAAGAGACUGCUCUACUCAGAUGCUGAAGCUGUCAGUGUCCGCUGGGAAGUCGUUGAUGAUGAUGAUGCUAAGGAAAUAGAAAGUCAAGGGUCCAUGCCAACCACUCCAGGAAUCUCACAGAUGGGUGGUGCUAGUUUAUCAGACUAUGAUGUGUUUCGGGAGAUGAUGGGUGAUUCUGGCAGCAACAGUAAUGAUGUGGAAGAGAAGAGUAAUGAAGGUGACGACGAUGAUGAUGAAGAUGAAGAUGAUGAAGACUAUGGAAAUGAAAAGGAGGAGGAAGAGACAGACAAUUCUGAAGAGGAGUUAGAGAAGGAGCUGCAGGCCAAAUUUAAUGAAUUUAGCCUCCAUGAAGCAGACCAAGAUUACAGUUCAAUAACCAUGGCAAUUCAGAAACUGAUUUUUAUCAAAGAAAAGAGGCUCCAGAUGAUUUAUAAAAAAGCCCAGCGACAGAAGGAACUCCUCAGGAAAGUGGAAAACUUGACCCUCAAGAGACAUUUCCAGAAUGUUUUGGGGAAGCUUAACAUAAUGGAAAAAGAGAAGUGUGAACAGAUUUAUCACCUCCAGGAACAACUGAAAUGUUUCCUGAAGGAGUAAGGAAAGCCUCAGCCUGGCACACCAAGUGGAUUCACCCUCCAGAUGAAGACUGGGUGGAACCACAUACUUCUGUCCCUCUACUUUAUCUUAAACAACUUUUAUUUGUUGAGCAUUUUUCACUAAAGUAAAUUUAAGGAUCACAUUUAUAUAGGAGACAUAUAUAGAGGGAGUUAUAUAAAUGCAUAGGUUUAGAGACCCACAUGGGAUGUUGUUUCUCUUUGUCAAUUUGAGAUUAAAUGUGUGUAUUUCUUUAUCUCUUACUCUAUGGUACCAUGAGAUCAUUCAGCCGUCCUUGUCAAAGGUUUAGGCUAGAAAGAUACACAGCUGUUUUACAUAAGUUUACUUUUCAAACCUGGUUUUAAGUAUUUCUUACAAUUUUGAAAAUGAUCAAAUUGUCAGCUGGCAAUCCCAGCAAUUUAAAAGGCAGAAGCAGAAGGUCAAAUUGAAGGCCAGCCUGGGCUGUAUAUAAGACCCUGUCUCAAAAUAAAAUAAACUGAAAACCAUG